AUGGAUGUGUGUUUUCCAGUCAUCUCUGAUGCCAAGGAUGCGAUCACUAGUCCUGAAGCAGUGAGUGGCGUGGAGCGGGGUUCACUGACUGUGCAGUGUCACUAUGACGGGCAAUGGGAGACCCAUAGGAAGUGGUGGUGUCGAGGAGCUAUUUGGAAAAGCUGCAAGACCCUUGUUAAAACCACUGGAUCAGAGCAGAUGGUGAAGAUGGACCGUGUGUCCAUCAGGGAUGAUCAGAAAAGCCACACGUUCACCGUGACCAUGGAGGAUCUGAGGAGAGACGACGCUGACACUUACUGGUGUGUAAUUGAGAGAACUGGAAUUGACCUUGGAGUCGCAGUUAAAGUGACCAUUGACCCAGGUAAUUGUGUGUAUGUGUGGAUGUGUCCCUCAGGGCCUGCUCUGUCCUGGGUCCUGAGGUCACACUCAAGUGACUUAAUUGUCACUCAGAGUGACCUGUCACAGAGGGUGGUGGAGUCCCUCCUCAGCAGCGUCCACUUCCUGCUCCUGGUCUUCCUGGAGGUGCCCCUGCUCCUGGGCAUGGUUGCUGCUGUCCUUUGGGUGAACAGGCCUUAG
Galeopterus variegatus (Sunda flying lemur) is the source of this 576-nucleotide messenger RNA. RefSeq names its product CMRF35-like molecule 4. Gene Ontology annotation, molecular function: transmembrane signaling receptor activity. NCBI's taxonomy places the organism in Eukaryota, Metazoa, Chordata, Mammalia, Dermoptera, Cynocephalidae. The record is from RefSeq and is a predicted model, not a curated record. The coding region runs from base 1 to 576 and encodes 191 amino acids. The transcript has 2 exons. Gene Ontology annotation, cellular component: plasma membrane.